UCUUACUCCCAAACCCGUCAUUUGAGGAAUAACGUAACCUAUUUCUGUCUGAGCAGCUGCAGAUCUGUCCGUUUCCUCCAAUGUGUUUUAAUGCAGAUUAAUCCAUAGGAUGCUCUUUGAACGAACGGAGGGCUUCUAAACCGACUAAACUGGAGUUUGCUAUACCAAGGGAGCUGAGAUUAAAGUCUGUGUGAUUAAAGUGGAGGAAACUAGUGAACAGACAUCAUGGCAGAAAACAACUUCCCUCCCCUGCCUCGAUUCAUCCCCCUCAAGCCAUGCUUUUACCAAGACUUCAGUGAGAUCCCGGACCAGCAUCGCACCAUGUGCAAGAGGCUCUACUACCUCUGGAUCUUGAACAGCGCCACACUGGCUGUGAAUCUGAUUGGCUGUCUGGCGUGGAUGUGUGGAGGUGGUGGAGCGACCAACUUCGGCAUGGCCAUCCUGUGGCUCAUUCUCUUCACCCCCUGCUCCUACGUGUGUUGGUUCAGGCCCAUCUACAAGGCCUUCAAGACCGACAGCUCUUUCAACUUCAUGGCUUUCUUCUUCGUCUUUAUGGCGCAGGUGGUGAUCAGUAUAAUCCAGACUGUUGGCAUCCCAGGCUGGGGAGUGUGUGGCUGGCUGGCGACCAUCACCUUCUUCAGCACCAACAUUGGAUCAGCUGUGGUGAUGCUGAUUCCCACCAUCAUGUUUACAGCGGUGGCUGUACUCUCCUUCAUCGCCCUCACAAAGGUUCAUAACCUCUACCGUGGCAGUGGUGGCAGCAUGAAUAAGGCCCAGGAGGAGUGGGUCAGCGGGGCCUGGAAGAACCCCCACGUCCAGGAGGCGGCUCAGCAGGCCGCCAUGGGAGCGGCGCAGGGAGCGGCGCAGGGAGCGGCGCAGCAGAACCAGUACACAGCAGCUCCCACCUACAACUACGACGAACCAAUGUAGGGCAGAGGAGGGGGCCAGGCUGCCGAGUGGGAGAUAAAAAAAGGGAUCAAUUAAGAACACAAUUCUGAGUUAGGUGCCCUUCAUUAUAACACUGUACACGCUGAAUUCAACCAGAACAAUGUAGAGAAAAGUCAUGUUUGUGGUGCAAGUGUACUCUUAUUGAAUUCUGACAUACACAGAGUUCAUAUUUAAGUCACUUCACAUUUAAAUCAACAGCCAACUAUUAAAAAUCUGUUUUAUUUAUUAAUUAUUAUUUGUAUCUCAUAUGCUGGUCAGUGUGUGUGUCGCUUUCCAACGGAGACACACAAUAUAUGGCUAAAAACAACCCCCAGAGCGUCAUCAGUUUAUUUAGGUUCAUUUGUGGUCAGCGCAGAGCGGCCUCUCAGCCCGUGUUACACUUUUUAGACAUCUUUUGACCCUGUUUAAUGUGAUUUUCAUGUACUGUAAUAGCUAUAUUGUUAAGUCUUGAAGCCUUGAAGGUCACCAAAUGCACCCUCAGUUGAUGCACUGUAGCUCCUUACUAUUCAGCUUGGUUUCAUUAAAGGCGUGGGUCACCAUUUGGGAAAUACAUUUCUUCAUGUUAAGCCAGUCCUUUGUGUUUAGUGUAGAAUUAUACGUGUAAAUUAAUUAUUUAGGAGCAUAUUAUCCUUUUGAUACUGGACAGUCACUUUCUUUCUUUGUAAGUAAACUUUGUUUCUUUGUUGUUGAAAAAGUAAAUGUUGAAUGUGGCCAAAAACUUGACAACAGAAUUAGCAUUUCAAAAAAUGAGAAUAAUAAAAUUGAACAGAAAGAUGAAUUAUAAAAAAAUCGAAAAACUUGUCUCAAACAUCAUUUAAAUCAGAAAACAUUGAUUGGAAGCUAAAUUUAGCGCAAAAUGUAUCGAGCUGGUAUUUCCCCUACUUAUACAACUUUUAAAUCUUUUAAAAAUCUUUCAGUUCAUCUUUUAAUGACCUAGUUGAUGAGAAGUUGCAUUGUGUGAACUGUUAUUCGUGAAUAUUUUUUACAUUCUCUGGAAAGAUGUGAGAGCUCGUUUUAAAUUCUACCUGCAAAGCCCUCAAAUUCUCAACAUGUUGAGUAUUUGUCUCCUUUUAAUCACCUUUAUUCCACCACUAUGCACUGGUUAUGUGUUCAGCAGGUUGAUUUCAGUGAAAUGAAAUUGUAUUACAUGUUAAAGUGAAGCACAUGCAGUUGUUAGGAUUUCAGUUCAUUGGAUAAAACAUUCCAAAUCAACGUAGUACAGGUUAGAAGCGAAAGAAAACCAAAAGACGUGCAGGUUGGACAUGCAGUAAAUAUUAAUAAUCAUUGUUGUAUGUGGUCAUUGCAUUGUAUGAAGUGAUGGAUGUUUUCACCCCGUAGGCAAAUUCUCCCACUUUCCCCUACAUGUAAAUGCUUAAUGACUACUUGUUCCUGAAGCUCUGGAUUUCAGGCCUUAGUGUGUCAUUUCGUGGCUGUUAGUGUUAUUCUAUGAGUAGGUGUGAUAUGAUAUUUAUAUAAAAGGGAAUUAAAAAUUCUAGGCAACUAUUUCUUUAUGAAGAGAAAUUGAAAGACAGAAUAUUUGUGCGUCAAAUGGUUUUCAGUGUCACGCAAAUCUUCUUUGAAGACGUCCUCAAGAUUCAGUAGAUGGUUAUUACAGUAAUACAGUAUUAGACUUGAAACAGAUGUGAAGAUUUGUGUCUGAAUGCUCGUUACUUCAAAACCUGUGAGUUGUCUUGUCUGAUUGUGAUGAUGUGGUAUUCAAUAGGCUGUUGUUUUACUUUUUAAUUCUUCUUUUUUUUUUACCAAUCUAUUAUUAUUUGUGUAUUUUGGAUGAUGUGUGGAUGAGUUUGAAGCACAUGUCCUCGUUGUCUUUCCAUGGCUGUCGGUAACAGAUUUAGAAUUGUUUCUUCUUCUUUUUUUUACAAAUCAAAUUAAAGAUUUGAUAAUGUUUUGCACUGAGAUACCUGUUGACAUCAGUGCAAACUAAACAUAAAUAUAUUAAACAGUAAUCCUAUUAGGAUCAAGUGGGGUCCUGUUGUGCUUUAAAUAUAGACAUGGAUAGUAACGACCAUAACAUAAAUGGUUAUGACUGGAAAAAUCUACCUGUUUUCAAGCUGGACACCACUUGUAUGAUUAAACAAACGGAUAACAUUUUCACCAGCAGAGGCACACACGGAGGUUAUGAAGUAUAACCCUGAACACCGUAUUGUCCACUCAUCCGUUAGCAAACGCACAAAGUGUAGCUGAUCAGUCGGCACAAAGAUGAACAGAGUUAUCGCGGUGAAUUUUGGAUCUGUCUAAACUUUUUUUGGUGUUGCCAUAUGUACAUACAUCUUAUGUGAUUAUGUAGCUGCAGUGCAUAUUGGAUACAACUACUAACACUCUGCAUUUCAGGCUGCUGUAUUAACGCUUCUAAAAGCCAUUUCCCCUUCACUACCCCGUGUUCCCACAUGUAAUGUAUGUUGUUUGAUAUGUAUUAUCAUGUACUAUAUCAUAACUAGAUAUAAAUAUAUGAUUACUUGAGGUGAAGUAAAUAUUUGCAAUGAAUAAACACAUUCAAUAGAAACAUGUUGUAAUUAAGUAAAUGUAAGGUUAGAGGAGGCUGUGUCUCCAAGAGGGAAGUCAAUGAGGAAUAUAAAUUUGUGUGUAUUACUUUUGUAUCAUUUGGUUUGACCUUAAUAGAUAUUAAACCGUUAUUGUUGCA
Molecule: messenger RNA, 3610 nt
Organism: Pseudoliparis swirei
Lineage: Eukaryota; Metazoa; Chordata; Actinopteri; Perciformes; Liparidae
Gene: scamp5a
Product: secretory carrier membrane protein 5a
Exons: 7
Coding region: 226-930 (234 amino acids)
Biological process (GO): protein transport
Cellular component (GO): trans-Golgi network membrane; recycling endosome membrane
Source: RefSeq, a predicted model, not a curated record